Molecule: messenger RNA, 231 nt
Organism: Prunus armeniaca (apricot)
Lineage: Eukaryota; Viridiplantae; Streptophyta; Magnoliopsida; Rosales; Rosaceae
Source: the annotation of a GenBank genome assembly
AUGAUCCAGACCGAUCGCCUGUAUUCCGCGGAUGACUUGUACAUGCUUUGGCAGGGUGAAGACGAACCCCUUCGGGAGUAUGCAGCCCGGUUCAGCCAUGAGUACUCCCGUUGCCCGGAGACUAACGAUCAUGCUGCUUUCAGUGCCUUUAAGAGUGGCCUCCGCGAGUCCAACUUCCGCUACCUGGUCCACAGCAACUCUUGGAACACAUAUGCGGAGCUAAUUAAGUAG